AAAUGGGAAGAAUUACGUAAUAGACGGGAGUGUAGUGUAAGAGAUGUGGCAACAGCGCCUCAAACUGUAAUCUUUCGAGUCUAUUUUAUAUUAUGUAUCAAUCAGGCCACUGGCAUUACGGAGAGAUCGCCGAAGCGUGCAGCCGUCUCGGAGCCGAAAUCGUCCUCGAACGGAACUUCCGGCCGACCGUCGCCCGAAGGAGUCAGUGAGAUGCCAGUCCUAACGAGAGUCUGCUCCCCUGCGACCUUGCCGAGGCUCAAGAGAUUCCGAUUUCGACCCAUCGAUGCGCCGACCGCAGGACCGUGCCACGACGUAAGCACCAUUGACGCGAGCUCCAACGACCACCAUCACCACAACCACCACCACCACCACCAGCAUCAUCACCGCGAACACAACCAACACAACCAUCGGCCUCAAGACCGAAUUCCAUCGUCCUCCUCGAUGUCUACCCUGCUAUGCUGCGAGCCAGUAUCGGCUGGCCGGCCUCGGGCCAAUCUGAAGCUCGUGCUGAACCGCAGCCUGAGCGAGCCAGGACCGAGUCCCUGCGCCUUCCCGGCACCGCCGGUCGCCUCGCCGAUCGUCAACACUAACAACAGCAGCAGCAACGGCAAUCCCACCGAACCGCCCUCGAUCGUGAUCAACGAGGAGACGAACGGCGACGACGCGGACGACGACGGCCACCGUCGUGGCUUCCACCAUCUCCACUACCACCAUCACCACCAUCACCACCACUUUCAUCAUCUUCACCAUCAUCAGCAUCUGUCGGUGACGACGAAGCGCUGCAAACUGGAGACUGCCAGCCUGCCUACCAGCCCCUGCGCCGAGAACGGCCUUCAUCGCCAGCUAGUGCUAAGCAAGACCCGCGUCAUCACCGCCGACGACCUCGCCCACCGUCUCGUGCAUCUCGAACGACCCUCCGCCGUACCGCCCCCCGUGAUUCUCGAUUGUCGGCCGUUUAUACUGUACAACGUCAAUCACGUGCGCGGUGCCAUCAACGUCAACUGCUCGGAUCGCUUCAACCGACGCAGACUCCAGCUGGGGAAGGCUACUCUCGCCGAUCUCGCAACCGCACGCGAGAGCAAAGAAUUGCUCAGGAAGAGGCAGUUCAAGGAAGUCAUAGUGUACGACGAUUGCACCGAUGACCUGGAACACUUGCCCGCUCAGCACCCGCUGUUCCUGGUACUUGCUGCACUCGUGGACGACGAUCGGGAGCCGGCUCUGCUAAUCGGCGGACACCGGGAGUUCAGCAAGCGGCACCGAGAGCUAUGCGAGGACACGCUUCUGCCGAACGGCGCCGCCGCCGCCGCCGCCGCCGCGGCCGCCAUUGCCGAUCCGUCGGCGACGACGACGACGGCAACGACGACGACGACGACAGCGACGACGGUGAGCGGCUGCACGAGCCCCGGGCCGGGAUGCCCCGUGCUCAGCAUCUCCGGUCCACCGACCCCGCAGCCGGCCGACAUCGACAACCACCCGGCGUCCCGCGUGCUGCCGUUUCUCUACCUCGGUAACGGCCGGGACGCCGCCGAUCUGCAGCUACUGCGCGCCCUCGGCGCCACCCGGGUGCUGAACGUUACCUCGCAGCUGCCCGGCUACCACGAGGAGCGGGGUAUCACGUACAGGCAGAUACCCGCUUCGGACUCCGGCCAUCAGAACCUCAAGCAGUACUUCGAGGAAGCAUUCGAUUUCAUCGAGGAAGCGCGGAAGGCCGGAAGUAGCGUACUGGUGCACUGUCAGGCUGGUGUGUCGCGCAGCGCAACAAUCGCGAUCGCUUACAUAAUGCGACACAAAGGCCUGUCGAUGGUGGAGGCGUACAAACUGGUGAAGAACGCGCGUCCGAUCAUCAGCCCGAACCUGAACUUCAUGGGUCAGCUGUUGGAGCUCGAGCAGGGCCUGCGGGCGGCCGGUGAUGUCGUCAGUUCCGCGCCGGAGGAGCCCGCGGCGGCGACGGCGACGUCUUCGACGACGACGGCGGCGGCAGCGGCGUCGUCGACCGCGACGUCGGCGACGGGUAGCUGCCAUCAGUGCAGGUGGAGUCAUCAGCCUAAUAGCGAGGAGGUGGUCACCUCCGGCUGCAGCGUCUGAGACCGGCCACCUCUCUCGUACCUCCUUCCUCCGGUCUCUGCCGAGAGCGCCGGAUCGUCAGCGACGGCGUCGGUGCGUCGCGAGGGCGCAAACAUAUCCCGGGAGAUCACCGAGAGAGCGAAGUGCCGGCGGACGUCCUUCCCGCGCCUCCACGCGACGAACCCGGACGACGAAUGAACGCGGGGCUCCGCGGGAUUGGAUCGCCGAUAUUCCCCGUCCGAGGAAAUCGGAUUCAACCGCGCGAGGACGUUCUGCGAACACGAACAAUGACGCCCCCCCCGCGGCAUUCUUUCUCGAAAUCCCGGAACGCGGAUCUGCGGAAUUUUCGGCUUUCCAAAUCUUCGCGUUGCACGACACUUGGGUUGUCGCGUUUUUCACCACGGGCUCUUCAGUCUAGAAACUAUUGGCUCUUGAGUUUUAUUUUACUUCUUUUUUUUUAAGAAUUAGUACGUUUUUUCCUCCCGGAUUCUGUGCCUUCGGGACGACCAUUCGAUUGAAAAUGGUGAAGUCAAACUGCCCAACUGACAAAUCGCGACUUAUUAAGGGACUCGAGGGGACACAAAUGUAUGAGGAAGACAUGUCGUAUUUUUACGAGAGACGAUUUAUCUCUGUGGAUGAUUAAAUUGUUAUUCCUUAUUAGUGCCACAUACCGAAAUUAGCUCGUACGUUCUACACGCGAUGAUAAAUCAGUUUGAAUCGUUGCGACGUAACUUCUUCAUGCGUAUCCACGAAAAAGAAAGAAAGCUACAGGGAAAUUGUCCACUGCGGAUAGGCGUGAAGCGGGGCAGGGAGCGUAUUUCGCGCGAGACGAAUUCGAGCUCGCUUCCAGCUUCGCUAACGAGCAGCAACGCAUCGCGAUUAUUUAUUUUCGAACGACGUUCGCGCGAACGGUGAACAUAUAACUUGUACUUACGACACACGGUGUUCCAUAAUACGCUUGGUCGAGUCAACGGGGAGGCAAGUGAAACGUAGCAGAAUGCUCGCCUACGAGCUUCUCAUUAAACGGUUGACUGUCGUCUAACAUUAUUUAUGUAAGAGGAAGCGGAAUAGAAAGAUACGAAAUCGACGGAAGUGACUGUUCCAAUGACUAAUUAUAGGCAGCUUAUAACGCGGAAAGAAACGCAGGACGAAACGUUGAAAAUUGGUCCUUGUAACCGCGAAGGUUGAAUAACAUUGAUAAUUAUAGAGAUCCAUGAGUCUCUAUUAGUGAGAUAUUAUUUAACAUUAGACAUUUCAUGGUUUAAGCAUAUGUUCAUGUAAAAAUUAACGGUACGUAGUCUUAUUCAUUGAUGCCUGGACCUUAAUUUUACUAGGAUUCACAUUUUCAUAAUCUCUGUUCCCAUCUGUAGUUCACACAGCUUCUAUAGAAGUUUGUGGUGGUACAUACAGGCUGAAACUCGGUGAUUUGUAUAGAUGGAAAAAUGAUUAUAAAAAUAGAGGUCCAGACCAGGUCAUUAGUGAAUGAGACUGUACAUAAUUAUUCCUAAAUUAGUGUCACUGAUUGUGAGAUCUUGCGGAGCUAUCGUUAAACAUCUAAGAUUAAACCUUGACGAACGUGAGAGGAUCGUUUAGGUCAGCGUAGCGCGCGGACAAAGUAAAUCAGAAUUGGCGAAACUAGACUUCUUCAACUUUCAACCGGGCGCUUGCCUCUCAAUUGACUCGCCGCAGGUCAGGCAUGAAGUUUUAGUAGGAAAACGAUUUUCUGCAUAGAGAAAGUAAUCGUCGACUCAACAUGUACGGGGUGUCGCGAGGACAAAAAUAUCGAGAGUCUAGUCUUUCAAUGAGUAGCAAUUGUUUUCUCGAUAAUCGAGCCUCGCGUCGGGUAAUUUUUUUUUUUGGUAUGUAUUUUCUGUUAACGAGAGCGCGGCGACAAUUUAAUUAAUUUUCAAUCGAAAUCGAUAAACGUCAAACAUGGUGCGACAGGGAUUUUGUUCAGAGAUCUCUGAUGCAGAAACAAUAUUUCGGAAGAGAUGUCACAUAUUUUUAUGGUCUUAUCACUGUUUUUAGCCGGCAUUUUAUUUUGUGUGGACAAAUAAAGGAUUAUUUUGUAUUACUUUCAAAAGCUUUUCUUUAGAAUAACAUGUAUUUAACGAAAAGAGUGAAACGUACGCGAUUAUGAGCGAAGAAAGCAGAAUUUUUUUUCUCGAGAACACGAAACUCUGACGCUGAUAUAAUAUAAGUAGUUGCCUAAUCGUGUUCAUGUAUACAGCGUUAAAAACAUUAGUUGAAUGCAGCAAUACUAUAGAGCGAGCUUUGCAAAAAGAUUGUAGAGAUGACGAAAUUACAAAAUCCGAACAAGACAGUAGCGUCGCACAAAGUGUGCAAUGUCGCGAUCUUUUAAAGAGAUACUUUUCUAUUCUGAGCGGAUAUUGUCGCAUUUUUUCACGAUAUAAAGAUGAGGAUUUUUAUCUUAAAAAAAAUAUUUUUAUCUGACAUUGAGUCAGUGAUCGGUCAAUAAGUGUAAUCGAUAACUAUUAUCUAUUUCUACAAAGGAGAUUGUAAAUUCUAUCUGUAGGCAAAUACUUUGGAGCUGCGGUAUAUUUCCUCUCUCGAGGCACCCUGUACAUCAUCACGCGAAAUGGAAUGUUAAUUUAACGACGGGUCUUCUGUGGAAGAAAGGAAACUGUUUACUAAAUAAAAUUCGUUAACGAUCGUUAGCGAUUAGUUAAUACACCCGGAUAAAUUGAAGAACUAAUGGUGAAAGAGAGAAACGGGAGAGAAGAAUAUAGGUACAAUAAAGCGUAAAUCGUUCGAGACCAUUGACCGAGAGCGGGGGAGAGUUCGCCUGUCUGCGUCCGUAUUUCGAUUGCGGCGCGCAAAUUGCGUUGAUAUUUGAUAAAGGAGAAAUAAUAAUAUAUCGUUCACUGAGAAUAGCUUAGUUCGUUAAGCUCCCUUAGCAUUUAAGGAUCUGAUUGAGGUCCAACCAUCGUAAUCUAGUCGUUUGUUGGGAUGAUGAUACGUACACGAUGAUGCGAGUGACGCGAGACACGAUAGCGCGAAGAUGCUCUUGUAGUUUACGGCAACGGGGAAGAGAAUGAUGGUCGUGAUUGCGCGAGACGUAUGUAAUUAUUAGACGAUAAGAGACGCAAGGAAUAUUUCUUUUUGCGAGGGUGGGAAUCGGAGGGUUGGUUCCAGUUGGAUUUGUACAUGAGCGCUCCGUGCACAUUUAUCCAGACGAGUCGCUCUUAAAGAUACGACCAAAAACACGACGCAAGCGAGUGUUCCAAAGCGCGAGGUGCGCGUCAGCUCUUGCAGCUCAGUUUGCAACGUAGACGAGAACCACUGCCGUGCGAACAACAAUCUCGCGGUUCGACCAACGAAAAAUAUCACGCGGUCGCGGUGGCGCCUUGUUAACGACUUAAUUACAGCCGAGACAAUAACUUCGUGAUGAAGCUAAUAACGCGAAUCGCGGGAGAAGGGUUGCGAACGACGGGGGAGGGGGGAGGAGGGGAGCAAAGAGAGAACCAAGUUCCUUAGGAUUUUGUCUACGACGACGAAUUCGGUUAAUUAAUUCAAUCUUGAAACAAAACGGUACAUAUCAGCGAAGCGUUGCCUUGCGAUGAACGACGGUGAACUGAAAAAAAAAAAAGAAAACAUAGUCGUAGAGGCGAACGGUGUAGACAAUUAAACGAUUUAAACGAUUAGUUACCUUGCCAGCGAUCGAGAGCAAAGAUGAGGGUUGAUAUAGAAGCGUAGUACCUGUUGCAUCACAAAGUGUGCAUGUGUUUUAUCGAGACCACUGGCAAUGACCAAUGCGACGACUUGCGAUAAAUCGUGGCGUGUUUUUCGUUAAAGGGCGGCGUAAUUAAAAUGGUUGAUCAACGAGCCGUUCGGCCUUCGAGUCUUCGAAACGCGAUUAGUUUUCCCCUCGAAGCUCGCGCGGCGAAUGGGUGGAACUGGAGGAUAAAUCGGAUUUUUUAAAUAAAAAGUGCACUCGUUAAUACUUUCGCUCAUUUUGUCGACCUUUCUGCUCGUCGUGAAAACUCGAAGUGUAAUCCUUUUAAGCAACGAGUUUUUCGUUUCAAUCUGAUUUUUUAAUUUCGGUUCCAUUCAUUCUUUUGUUUAUUACACGUAGUAUUUAUUCGUAAAUUUUUUACGCAAGUCUUAAAUCCAAUUGACAUUUUUGUAUCAACUAUUAAUUAUAGUCUUCUCGAUGAUAUUAAAAAUGAUUUAAUGUCAAUCUUGAAAAAUAGCCUUUCACAAUUGAAACUAGGUACGCUUCUAUGCGCGAGGAAUCAAACUGACAGUCAUUUAUUGCACGUCGUCGUAUCUUUUUAUUGCCGAAGGAUGCGUGCAAAGGGUCGCUUGCCCUUUCGAGAUGUUUGCGCCUUUUGGAAGUAUCUUCUUGCGAACCAAUCGAUAUAUAUAUAUAUUUCUCUUUAAACGCGACGUAAAGUAUUUUAACAAAGUUUUAUACAACAUUUCAGAAAAAAUCACACGUCGUGAAGCUUUACGGGUCGAAAUAUCUCCGGGGUCUUUUAGCGGAAUAAGUUGCGAUAACGAGACAAACGGAUCCUCGAACGGGAGGAUCGAAGCGUACAUUUCGAAAGGAUAAGAGCAAAACGGGAAACGUGAGAAAAACCGGGAUGGGUUUGAAGGUGGGAGACCCCAAGUAUGAUCGGAUCCCAACGAUUUGUAAUGUACAGCUACGUAGUGAUUAGAGAACAUUAGCGUAAAGAUGUAACUAUUGCGUAUGUGCGUGCAAGUAUUGUAUUAUAUUAAAAAUUUAUUUAGUUAUUUUAUGAAUAAAAAAUGCAAACUCUUUUUGCCGGUUCACACUG
Vollenhovia emeryi is the source of this 6866-nucleotide messenger RNA. RefSeq names its product dual specificity protein phosphatase 10. Gene Ontology annotation, cellular component: cytosol; cytoplasm. Gene Ontology annotation, molecular function: protein tyrosine/threonine phosphatase activity; MAP kinase tyrosine/serine/threonine phosphatase activity. The transcript is spliced from 5 exons. Bases 211 to 2085 code for a protein of 624 amino acids. The record is from RefSeq and is a predicted model, not a curated record. Lineage: Eukaryota; Metazoa; Arthropoda; Insecta; Hymenoptera; Formicidae. Gene Ontology annotation, biological process: protein dephosphorylation; negative regulation of MAPK cascade.